AUGUAAGAAUAAAAUUCAUUAUUCUUUUGCCCUGAAAAUGAAGAGAGUGAAAUAAUAAAAGCAAAAACAUGUGAUGUUUAAACAUAGAGAAUAGCUGCUAGUUUUUAUUCACAAUUUUCUGAUGGCACUGACUCUUUUAUGGAUAUAAGAAGAAAUCAUUAAUGCAAUUCUGCUUGCUCUUCAUCUAGUUUGCAAUCUUCUAGAACUCUACCAGAUGAAUGUAUGCAACAUAAUUAUUCAAAAUGUUUAGGUACAAAAAAGAAACUUUAAUUUUAGAUAUAGAUAUCUUGUCUGAAGCUGCUUAGUAAUUAUUUAGUUUUGCCUUCAAAUCUUAAGAAGAUUGGUUGGAACAUUUUAUAUAAAAAUGUAUUGUUUUGGAUACCUUUUUCAAAGACUGUGCUUUCAAUUAGUUGAUAGAAAAAGAAAUUUAAAAUGAAGAUUGCAAUAUAAAAAAAAGCAUUGUAUUAACUAUUGAUUACUUUACAACUUUAUUCACCUUUUCUUUAUUUCUCAUAUGGAAAUGGAUUCAAAAUGAAAAUUAAAUGGAUAUGAUAAACUAUGUUUCAUGUUAAUAUUCUAUUCCAUUAUUUUUCAAUCUCAUAUUUUAAUAUCGUUUUAAUGAGUUAAAGAAUGAUAAAAUCUUUAUUGCAUUUAUUGAAUAAAACAUAUAUACUAUUACUAAAUUAAAAUUUGAAGAUGAAUAAUAAUCAAAACCCUAUUUAGGAGUAGGAAUGAGUUAAAAUUCUAAGUCUCUUCCUGUUCUAAAAGAAAAUGAAGUAUUUCCUUGGCAUCCUGAAGAAGUAGCAAAAAUAUUAAGUGUUAUUAAUUAAGCCUUUUAUGCUGAUUUGCAAAUUAGAAAUGUUGUUGUUAAAGGAGGUCUUAAAUAGGUAAAAUAAUAAUUUAAAUUAGUAUUUUAAAAGAAUCAACACCCUUUCAUAAUAUAUUAUUUAUUCUGUUGUGAAAAAUCCAUGUAAAUACAAAAGAUAAGAAGCUUUAUCAUAUUGGAUUGAUUUGGCUGAAAGAUUAUAAAUCCAUAAUGAUUUGGAGGGAUUAUUUAUAGUUUUCAAAUAUGGGAUAUAAUUAUUAUUGAAAGAUUACAUUUCAACUAUGCCAAUUUUAUUCAAACAUUAAAAUCGAAUCUCAAAAAUUAAUGCAUAUUAUGAAUAAUAAAUAACAGACAAUCUAAAAACUAUGAAACCAAAUCCAAAAGGUUAUUAUAUACCUUCUUUUUAAAAAUAUUAAACUCACAUAAAAAGAUUGGAAUUGUAAGCAAAAUAAAAUAGAUAAGCUUUUGAAUAAAUUGCUACCCUUUUAGCAGAAUUGGUGGCUAUUUCAAAAGAUUAAUAAUAAAGAUAAUUAAUAAUGAAUCAUUAAGUAAAAAUAAAUAAUAUUAUUAAGUUAUCAUUUUAUGAGUAACAGAUAGCCAGAUUUUUAACUUAAGGUAUAGAAAAUGAAUUAGAGAAUAAUUUAAAGAUACCUUUAGAAAAAGAAACUUUAGUAUAUAUAUAACUAAUCAAAUUAUCAAAAAUAAUGAACUGA
Paramecium pentaurelia is the source of this 1539-nucleotide messenger RNA. The record is from the annotation of a GenBank genome assembly. Lineage: Eukaryota; Ciliophora; Oligohymenophorea; Peniculida; Parameciidae.